AUGAGUCAUAGAGUUCAACUUCUUUUAGGAGCAUACCAUAUGACAUUUCCUUUGAAAAGUGUUGACAAAACGAUUGAGAUGAAAUCUGUUCCAUACGUAUGUUAUGGUAAUUGUUUGUACAUUGAGUCUAAAAUAGCUAAUGUCACAGGCAUUUCAGGAGUUAAUAGUAAAGGUUCAGUAGAAUAUAAAUCCUUCUGUUAUGCAGUCAAUUCAAUGUUCAUUCCAAACGUUCCUGUCAUAGCAACUCAUUUAGGUAAAUGGGUUCGCAUUAGUCCUCAUAAUUUGAAAGACAUGCAAUUCAGACUUGUUGACUUUCAAGGAGAGCCUGUAGAACUGAAGGCACCAGUGCGAAUGACUGUUGAAGUUGACUUUUUAGAAAAUAUUAAAUGCAACAGCUUACAAGAGAACUCAGAGCUAAAAAUAUAA
Molecule: messenger RNA, 426 nt
Organism: Trichomonas vaginalis G3
Lineage: Eukaryota; Parabasalia; Trichomonadida; Trichomonadidae
Exons: 1
Coding region: 1-426 (141 amino acids)
Source: RefSeq, a predicted model, not a curated record